Cicer arietinum (chickpea) is the source of this 1965-nucleotide messenger RNA. The record is from RefSeq and is a predicted model, not a curated record. NCBI's taxonomy places the organism in Eukaryota, Viridiplantae, Streptophyta, Magnoliopsida, Fabales, Fabaceae.
CAUAGGUUGGCAGUGAAAUCCCCAUUUUAGUGCAUCAUAGCUUUAGGAUAUAGAAGUUCACCUCAAUUAAAAAGGACUUUGGUGAUUUUUGUUGUUGUUGUUGUACUGUCUUUAGCAUGUGGUAGAGAUGUAAUUUUCAUGUUCUGUAUACUCCAACAAAUGGUGCUGUUAUCAUGAUAGGGAAGCAGUUUGAUUCUAACAUCUGAUAUCCCUUUUGCAUCAUAACUAUUCCAGUGUCAAAUAAUUCAGUGAUUUUAGCCUAGCAGAAAAAGAAUGAUAACUCUGACAUCCUUCCUCUUAAUUGCCAUAGCCUUCCCUAGUACAUAAUAUUGCAGGAAGGGUGAAGAUAUGGUACACUCUACUUUCCUCUAAGUGCAAUCUUUUUGUGGCCAAAAUUGUCAAAAAAAUAUUGGCUUAUCGUAUCAUCUACAAGGAGAAAGCCACAGACUGAGCCAUCAGUAGAAGAAACUCCAACGACUGAGCAAUUUUUUAUAAAAAAUAUUCUGUUCUGUCAAUCCAAGCUUGUUAAUAUAUUAUAUAUAUCAUUCACUUAGGAAGUAUAUCUUGUAGAGCCAGUGCAGUUAUUUUUACUUCUGUGCUUGUUUUUAAUAGCAUAAUAUGGCGGUUCUUACACCUGUAAGUUCAAAAUUUGGAGCGAAGUAUCGUGCUCUAGCUCCUUUUAGAGUUCUAAGGGGUUUGGUGUGCCUACUGGUUCUGGUUUCAACAGCGUUUAUAAUAUUGGUGUUCUUUGGCUUUAUCGGUGCUGUUAUAAUGCGACUUUUUAGCAUCCGUUACAGCAGGAAAAUAACAUCUUUUUUCUUUGGUGCUUGGCUAACUUUGUGGCCAUUUUUAUUUGAAAAGAUAAACAAGACUAAAGUUGUGUUCUCUGGAGCUAUCGUUCCUUCGAGAGAACGGAUCUUACUCAUUGCAAAUCACCGAACUGAAGUCGACUGGAUGUAUUUAUGGAACCUUGCAUUGCGGAAGGGAUGCCUUGGAUACAUUAAAUAUAUACUUAAGAGUAGUUUGAUGAGACUUCCAAUUUUCGGUUGGGCAUUUCACAUAAUGGAGUUCAUCCCUGUGGAAAGGAAGUGGGAAGCUGAUGAGUCAAAUAUGCGUCAAAUGCUUUCUACAUUCAAGGAUCCUCGAGAUCCUCUCUGGCUUGCUAUUUUCCCGGAAGGCACCGAUUUUACCGAGCAAAAGUGCCUUCGAAGUCAAAAAUAUGCUGCUGAACACGGGUUACCGAUUCUGAAAAAUGUUUUACUUCCAAAAACCAAAGGCUUUUGUACCUGUUUGCAAGAGUUGAGGGGCUCUCUAAAUGCAGUUUAUGAUGUUACCAUUGGCUACAAAUACCGCUGCCCGUCUUUCUUGGACAACGUCUUUGGAGUGGAUCCUUCCGAAGUUCAUAUCCAUAUCUGCCACUUUCCCAUUGAUUCUAUCCCGACAUCUGAAGAUGAAAUUUGCAUGUGGUUGCUGGAUAGAUUCCGGUUUAAGGACCAAUUACUUUUCAAUUUUCAAAACCAAGGCCAGUUUCCCGAUCAAGCAACAAAGAGUGACCUCCCUGCUGUGAAGAGCAUUUUGAAUUGUAUGACAGUUAUUAUAUUGACAGGUAUAUGCAUGUACUGCAUUUUUUCCUGUGUCUGGUUUAGACUUUAUGUGUUUGUAGUUUGUGCUUAUUUGGUUCCGGCCACGUAUUUCAACAUUCGGCCGCAACCCAUUCUUGGAUUUUUUAAGAUGUGAUCUAUUGCGAGUGUGAGAUUCAUGUCUGAUUGUAAUUGUAAUAUUAACAUUGUAAUGCGGGUAUCGGAGAUUGUUUCCACAACACUGAGGUUGUAGAAUGUUUCAUCGAAUGUUGUGAAAAAGACGCCAAUUCUCUGAAAAAUAAACUAGAACAACCAGUUCAUUUUAUUUUUAUAAUGUAGUUGCAUCAGUUUAGAGGAGUGCUUGAGCUUCUCAAAAGUGCUUUUA